CCGUCUUCAUAUGCAUGGGACGAGUGGCAAGCUGCAGAAAUGAAAUCCUCGAACUCCUCAGAAUCUCGUCGACUCCUUGAUUUUGUUCCGUCACUUAGACCAUCGUUCCUUUCUGUUGUAUUAGUUUUUGUCUGCGGAUGUCUCUGGGUGAAGAAUGAAACAACAAAUGAACGAUUGAUUGGGCUGGAAUCUCGCGUUAACCUUUUCCCCUGCGUUCAGAGUGUCUCGGCUGAAAAUACCGACAGGAUGUCUCUUUUACCGACAAAAGCCACAGCAAGAGAUCUUUGUAAGAAAGUUCAGACACAUAUUUCAGAAAGGAUUGGUCAUACAUCAGGUGAAAUCAUCGUUUCAGAUGUUAUUUAGAUGCAGAUAGAUGUUUAGAGCUGAGUUUAUCCUCUUUUGAUUUAGGCAUAUAAUCUUUCAUAGUGCGAGUUUGCGCUUGCAUACGGGAUGUUUGCAUAUUUCAUGACAGAAUUGAAUUUUAACUUCAACUAACAAUGUAUGAACCCUUUUGUAAUACUCUCACUCUUUUGUAACACUGCUUAGAUAUUCAUUAAGCCACCUGUACUGUAAAACCAGUAAAGAAAUUUACUGUGUAAAUGGUGUUGAAUUCAUGGCUUAAGUGCCGAAGGACUUGCUAACCUACAAGAUACGGCCAUAAAGCUUCAUAGAACAAACAAUUAUCCCUUAUUACUGUGUACACCAUAUAGAAUGGUAGAGGAAGCUCCCUGAGCAUUUAGGGUGUGCUUGCAGAAUGUACAAGACAAUUUUCCAUAAGAGCUUGUUUAGGGUUGAACACCGCAUAUGGCGUUACAAAAGGCAAUAGUGCAUAGCAUUUUUUUCUGCGUUUAUCUGUUUGUUGUAGAGGCUUAUAUAUUUCUUGAAGGAAAAGAACAUUUUUUAGCACUGUAUGAAUAAAAUUGUUACGGUAGCGUAAUAUUUCAGAAAUGUUUUCAUAAAUUAUGGCUUUUUUUUUGGGGGGGGGGAGGGUUUCCCUAUGAUGGCCAAUACGGAGCGGCUUCGCCCGAAAGGGGUAUCUUUUUCAGGCUUCAGGUAUAUGAAAGGGCUAGGGAUUUCACUAGUGGAAGUAGAUUACAAGGUAGGGAAAUCUGUCAUUUGGGGCUGUGAAAGGUCCCAAAAGGGCUAACAGAUGAAAUUAUGGCUUUAUAAAGUCGAAAAAACGUUCUAUUUUUCUGAUUGAUUCCUAUUUAAAAGACAGUGCAUUUACAGCAGUUAACAGGGAUACAAAGUUCUAAACAAGUUAUGUGAAAGGGCUACCAUUUGACAAUGGAAGGGAUAUGAAAGGGGUAACUUUUUCAAGAAAAAAAAGGGGUAUGGGGUUGGACCUCGGGGUGAAGCCUCCCCGUAUAAACAUUUGUUGAGUAACCCCCUCUCCCGGGGGUUUGAAAUGUGUGCGUUGAUCAAGAAUGAGCUUGGCUUUCCCUUAGAGGCAGAAAGGGAAGAAGACUGGGAAAACGUUGUGGGUUCAAGUGUGUUAACCUUGUUGUUGAACGCAAUCUCUGACAAGCUUAAUUUUGUGUUAGAAAUGUCAACCUUAUCAUUCAUUCCUUCAUUUAUUUGUUUUCUCCCUUAUUUAUUUUAAAUAUUGAUUAGUAUGGAUAUUUAAAAAUUUCUUGAUUUUGCUUACCUGCAGCCAGCCCCUUGCCAAAAAUGGCAUCAGCAACCAUCCGGCUAAGAAGGCGAAGACAUGCUUUAAAUGACUCUUCAACUACUGUCACCAUACAUGACGUGAGAAAAGAAAUCACAAAACAGUUUGAACAACUUAUGCCCACCAAGUACUGUAAGUCAAGUGAGAAAAUCUGUCCUGCAGGUCCCCCCGGACAUCCUGGUCCCAUUGGAGCGAGGGGUCCACGUGGCAGGAGGGGACCAAAAGGAAACAAAGGUCCUCAAGGUCCCAUGGGACCACCUGGAAAAUCCGGAAAAACAGGAAUAACUGGUCCCGCAGGACCGAGGGGAGAAAAGGGAGAUAAAGGAGAGCCUGGGCCAAAAGGCAUGCCGGGACCACCUGGAAGGCCUGGGAAAUUGAUAUCUGCUCCACAAGUGAUGUUGUCGCCGGCAGAGCAGACACGAGAUGAGAGAGGAAAUACGUCAUUUUAUUGCACGGUCGCCGGAAAUCCUUCCCCAGUCGUGGAAUGGCAAUUUAAGGGCAUAAAGCUUCUGUCCGGUGAAAAGUAUUUGAUUAAAGAAGGAGAGUUAAUCGUUAGAAAUCUGAAUUACAGCGAUGCUGGGCCGUACACAUGUGCUGCUAGGAACAUUCUUGGAUCGUCCAAGGCCACUGGUAACUUGUCUGUUCGAGGUGAGAGAAGCAUUUGAUUCUUGAGGUUCGUUGUAUAACAGGCCGUCAAAUUUUGUUUGUUAUAUCAGUAUGAUAUGUUACAUGUUCUUGCAAGGUAAUAAGGUUGCGAGAAUUGAACGGCGCAUAAACAUCUCAAGAAAACUAUACGAUGUGAAGGUACACUGCUGACAGAACAUCAUCCUCACCUGACCUUUAUUUUGACAGGCUUUCAGAAUCCGGUUAAGGCUUUAGUAGCCGUCAGACUACGACUUCUUGAAAAAACCCUUUAACAGAUUUGCCAGCCGAUAACUAAUUGGUUUCAUCGCUCCUUUUUUUCUGUUAUGCAAACGAACAUUUCUUGUGCAAAGUCUCCCGGUAAAGGAAACACCUAAUUUGUCAUUUUUCGAAGUUGUAAUCCUGCCGUUCCUCUGAGGGUACUUCUUCUAAUGUCCUGGGUAGGGAGGCUAUUUCCGAAAGGGGUACCAUUUUGAGGCUUCAGGUAUAUGGAAGGGUUGGUGUUUUACUAGUUGAAGUACUUAAUAGUGUAGAGAACUCCGUCAUUUCGGUCUGUAGGAAGAUCUAAAAGGGCUAGCGGAAGGAUUUUAUGGCUGUGAAAAAGUCGACAAAUUUUUCUGCCUUUGUGAUUUAUUCAUAUCUUAAAGACAGUGCGUUGAUCUCCCUUCAUGCAAAGUUCUAAACUACGCAUGUGAAAGGGGCAUCUUUUCUGUUGAAAAUUACAUAAUAUUAUGUUGUUGGACCUCGGGGCGGAGCCUCCAAGUAUAAAACUGUGUUGAGUACCCCCCCCCCCCCCUCCUUCCCGAUGUCGUCCAUGUAGUUUUAGUAUGUAAACCUGAUGAUUAUUUUUUCAGGUCUUCCAAUAUUCACAAACGUUCCACCUUUACUUGCUGCACCGGUACAAGGCACUACACUCCAAGUAACCUGUCAAGCUGAAGGCUAUCCUCGUCCCGUCGUAACCUGGACUAGAGCAGCAAUGCCUUUACCUGCUGGAAAAACGAAAAUAAACCAAGGCACACUUACCAUUAACAACUUGAUUCCUGCCGACAACGGUUUAUACGACUGUGUAGCUACUAAUAUCAUGGGAACAAAGAAAAGUAGAGUCAACGUGGCAGUGCAGCGUAGCUCAGCUGCAGGUUUGUCUUAGGCUGUUAGGUCCGCACAGACAUAAAUUAAACAUUUAGUAACAUAAACAUCAGGCCCCAGUUGUUCAAAAGGGAUAAAUCACUAUCCAGUGGAUAAGUAUUAGGGAAACCAAUUGCACUAUCCACUGGAUAGAGAUUUAUCCACUGGAUAGCGCUAUCCACCUUUUAGCCCAACUGGGGCCUGGUGACCUGUGUUAAAGGUCACAGAGAUCGCAAGACCAAGGGUUACUGAAUCCUGUUUAAGACUACUUUAAUAGGCUUAGCUGACUCAGACUACAGUGUAUACUUAAGUGGAAUGUAAAACAUAUUGGACCGCCGUUUAGGUAUAAAUCCUAAAAUUUGCUCUCCAGAAAAUAAAGUGACUUUUGCUAUCUAGCCUCUAGUCACUCGCAAUGUUACACUUGAUAAAGGAUUCAUUUGAUGCCGAAUUUUUAAACAGUUCUACUUGGCUCCAACAGAGUUCUUUUGUCAAAUAGCAAAAGUCGAAUUUUUUUCCCCCAGGUUUGCACGACUCCGUUAUUGUGGGAAACAACAAAAAUCACUUAACCUCGUUAAGCAACUGGCUUGUACCUAUCACAAAAAGCGUCAAUUCUCUCUGGAAGCGCUGCUGGCGUGCAUCCGUGGACGGCUGGGCUGCAAGUACAUUUCACUCACGAUGUGACAGCAAGGGCCCGACUGUAACAAUAAUAAGGGUCGGGAGAUAUAUUUUCGGAGGAUACACUAGUAUUUCAUGGGGUAAGUAAGCAUUGUAAUCCAUGAAAGUGCCAUCUAUACCUUUGGCGUAAUUGACAUUCAUAUGAUCAGCUAAAAGUGGAGCUUGGUACUUAACAGUGUGGAAUCAUGUUACUCUACCUUUCAUACAUGGUUAAGCAUUGGCGUACAAAGGUUCUAGGUUAAUAGCUCUAGAUGUGAACCCAUAUCCCCUCGUUCCUCAAGGGGCGAGGACCACCCCUCCUACACUCACAUGGUGUGAAUGAGCGCCACCCUCCACCCCACUUCUCAAGUUCUGGUUCUGGAGAUGAUAAGUGAUGUAUUUCUAGCCUGUCAAAACGUGCCCAAAUUCCAGGCUAAUACUAUUGUAAUAAUAAUUUUGAGGUUAUAAAAUAUCAGUAUUGUUCUGACUUUCUUGCCACCCUGCUAUCUUCCAUCCCUCAGUUCCCAUAUUGCAAAAGUAGCGACUAACGAACUUCACCACAGGUUUUUGGGGAAAUUCGCAAAUUUUGGCAAAGGAUUAAAAAAACACGCUCUUUUGACAUGUCCACGUACGUGAUACACCAAGACGAAGGUUCAUUUCACCGAUCAAACUUUCGUAAUUUUGCCUGAGCGAAAUGUCGCGAAGAGGAUAUUUCUCUUCGGACUCGAACGAAUUUAUUAGACUGAAAUGGGUGACAGAAAUACAUAAUGUUUUAUACCUUUUCAAGGAUAAAGGUUCCUAAAACUCUUUAUUAUCUGUUUCCUUUAUUGUCUUCUUAAUACAGUACCCUCAAAAUCGAACGAAGUAUUAAUUUGCCAAUAAAAGUGUAUUGCGACAUGCACCAGUUCAUGUAAAAAAAACGUUAAAAAAGAAGCUUCUAGCUUCGGCAAUGGCAAAAAAGACAAAAACAGAUAAAUUUGGAGAUUUGCUCCAUAAAUUUAUAAAAGAACAUACCUUAUUAAUUGCUAAUUUUUUUCCCCGAUCUAUUGCUUGUAAUUGCAAAUCUUUUAUAAAUAACAUCUCCCACAGGCCGGCACCUUAGCCUCGGUGAGCUUGCAGCCACGUAAAACUUUCUCCUGAGCGGACGAACCACGCUUGCCAUGAGUAUAGCUGUAUCUUUUACCAAAAUACCUGGACGUAAAUAAUAAUGCGAUAAAAUAAUAUUCAUACUAAUAAUAAUGAUGAUAAUGAUGAUAAUAAUAAUAAUAAUAAUAAUAAUAUAAUAAUGAUAACAAUAAUGUUGAUAAUGAUAAUGAUAAUAAUAAAGAAGACAUAGAAACUGAUUUCGUUUUUGAUAAAUGACGAACGUUACUGAGAAACUCGAUCGAAUUUGUUUUAUGAGAAUAAGGUAUUUACUGUUUUUAAUUAAUAAUAAUGAUAAUCAUCGUCAUCAUUAUGACAGGCACAAAGACAAUGUCGCUAACUUAUCUUAGAAAAGUUUUGUUUCAUUUCUUUUAGCUUCUGGUUCUGGCCGGUAUCAAUACGACUCAAAAGCCUUCUUAUUUUCGCUGGUAAACAAGCCAGGAUGGGCGCCUGUCAAAUUGUCUCAGUCAGGGCAAUAUAGUUCUUACAAACGUUCCAUAUACUUUUACUCAUCCUAUGGGCCUACAUUCGGAGACGGAUAUGACAUUAACAUCAAAAACUACGCGUCAUCUAAUAGCUAUUCUUACAGCAACCUUGGCUGGACUUACAGCCCACCGAGCGGGUACAGCCUCUCCAGCACCUUCGCACGAACAUUCUUUGCGGGAACACACAGAUUCACACCAGACGAAGUUGAAACCUUUUACGAAACAACCUAA
Molecule: messenger RNA, 5949 nt
Organism: Porites lobata
Lineage: Eukaryota; Metazoa; Cnidaria; Anthozoa; Scleractinia; Poritidae
Source: the annotation of a GenBank genome assembly